CUCCCAUGCGACAUCCAGAUGGAGAUGAUGCGCCAUCUGGACACCUUCAAAACACUACACUCCUUCCUGCUCGUCUUCCCAGACCAAACCGACCUGUUCACAGCCUACUUUCAGACCUUCAUCCAAUCCAUUUCAGAAUGCUUCUUCCAACCAGAUCAACGACGACUGUUCUACACCAUCCUCUCAGCCCACUUCCUGCAUCCCCUAGAAGACCAUCUCAGAUUCUUCAUGGCAGAGUACUUCCGCCUACCAGAAAUACCACACUCACUCACUCUCCCACCCUUCCCUGCGCCGAGGACAUAAUAAGCAGAAACGAGCCCUGUCAGACAGACCUGACUCAGGAGAUGCUUCAAUCCCGCCACCUCCUCCUCCACCUCCAAUUCAAAGAAGAACUAUUCUCCCGUCUCCCUGAAUGCCAGCUACCCUCUGCGAUAAAGAGGUUCCGAUCGUAUUAUACUCUCCACCAGAGCUAUCACGAAACAAAAUUGACCGGGGUCCUGGUACACUGGAUGCGCCAGAAGUUGGGCUUGGACGGGGAACCUGUCGAGGAGAGGUAUAUUCGUGUCGUCGAUAUCGAGCCUUCGUCUGGAGAAUAUGCAGGGCUUCCGUUGCUACAUCGGCUUGCGGGGGGUGGUAUUUGUUCUGAAGAUGGGAUACGAUAUAUUCAGCAUUUUACGAGGGUGAAUAAGAGCUCAAUGGGAGUGAGAGGAAGUGAUAAGUUGCGCAUUCCAGGGCCAUGGUCCAAGAAGUAAAGAAUUUCUGAGAAGACAAUGCUGUUUGCUUCUCCGUUGUUAUACCCAUUCGCUGUACUCCGUACUAGCUACCAAUAUGAUAGA
This is a messenger RNA of Aspergillus wentii DTO 134E9, 836 nucleotides long. RefSeq lists its product as uncharacterized. The record is from RefSeq and is a predicted model, not a curated record. Bases 6 to 752 code for a protein of 248 amino acids. NCBI's taxonomy places the organism in Eukaryota, Fungi, Ascomycota, Eurotiomycetes, Eurotiales, Aspergillaceae. The transcript is spliced from 2 exons.